Molecule: messenger RNA, 1591 nt
Organism: Chelonia mydas (Green sea turtle)
Lineage: Eukaryota; Metazoa; Chordata; Testudines; Cheloniidae
Gene: PFDN4
Product: prefoldin subunit 4
Exons: 4
Coding region: 889-1296 (135 amino acids)
Biological process (GO): protein folding
Cellular component (GO): cytoplasm; prefoldin complex
Source: RefSeq, a predicted model, not a curated record
UCCAGAAAGGAAUAUGCAGUUGAAGAACUCUUCCCCGCACCUCCAGUUAUUUCCACAUCAAGACAGAUGCCCCUGGGAGAGGACUAGUCUUGUGGUUAAGGCACCGGCCUAGGACUAGAGAAACCGGGGACCAAUUCCUGGCUUGGGCACAGCCUUCCUGUGUGAUUUCGGCCGAGAUGCUUCAUUCCUCUGUGCCUCCAUACCCCCAUCUGUACGUGGGGAUAACACUUCCUGAUCCCGGAGGAGUAUGUGAGGGUAGAUGUCCUUAAGAUUCAGGUGGCGCUCACCUACCGCAGUCAGCAAAGUUGGCACCAGCAGCCUUUAUUAAUAUUUUAUGUAUGGGACUGUAAUUAAUGUAAUUGAUCCAUAUUCAUUAUAAUAAAUGGACUGCUGAGUGGGGACAUGGAGAAGGGUGAAGCACUGGUUCCCCCAAGCCUAGGGAGUGCAUUGGGUGACUGCUCCCCCCCCCCCCCAAUAAUGGGGGAGUCAUUGUGGCUGGUUCCCCCAGGUGUGGAUGGGCGCAUUGCGGGGGAGGGGGAACACUACUGUAAAGCUCUCCUGCGCUACCCUGGGCUCCCUCUUUCCAUGUGCUGGCUCGUUGCGCCACCUAGCGGCAACUUCCACGGCCGGCAUCUAAGGCCCCCAUUCUGUCGGCGGAUAAAUAUCCCGCUGACAGCGCCUUUAAGCGGAAAGUACCAAGUGCGGGGGUUCUUGUUCAUACGUUAUUUGAGUCGAGGUCUUCCCAACUCGGUCGGGAUGGGGUCUGCGAGCGCGGCCGAGUGAGCGAGGAGCGCCACCGUGGCUGAGCCGGGGCCGACCUAGGCCGGGGCGAGGGAGCUGGUAACUGGGAUCUCCCCCUCCGCAGAUGGGCCAGUAGUUCAGUCCAACAUGGCUGCCACCAUGAAGAAAGCGGCUGCUGAAGAUGUCAAUGUUACUUUUGAAGAUCAACAGAAAAUUAACAAAUUUGCAAGAAAUACCAGUAGGAUCACAGAGCUGAAAGAAGAAAUAGAAGUUAAAAAGAAACAACUUCAGAAUUUGGAGGAUGCAUGUGAUGACAUGAUGAUGCUUGAUGAUGAUGAUUCCAUACUGAUACCCUAUCAGAUUGGUGAUGUCUUUAUCAGUCAUUCCCAAGAUGAGACACAAGAGAUGCUGGAGGAGGCAAAGAAAAACUUACAAGGAGAAAUUGAAGCGUUAGAAUCUCGAGUGGAAUCAAUUCAGAGGGUAUUAUCUGACCUGAAGGUUCAGCUUUAUGCAAAAUUUGGAAACAAUAUAAACCUUGAGGCUGAUGACAGUUAAUUUUUUUUCGAAAUACACAGGAUGUAGUUUUUUGUAUUGGUUUAUUAAAUGUGACUCUUGACAUUUCCCUUCUUUCCAAUAAUGUUUUUUUAAAAAAUCCUACUCCUUUAUUGUUUUAUAGCUUUCCAGUCAUGAGUUCUACCUAUAUAAUGAAAGCUUUCUUAUUUUGCUUACCUACAAUUAUUUAUUUGUUUCAGGAAAAGCAAUAGCCUUCCAUGUAUUGCUGAUGCACAUCAAGACUGAGAUCUUUACAUUCUCUUUAUUAAAAUAAUAAUAAAGUCAAGCAAAUAUCAUA